Molecule: messenger RNA, 921 nt
Organism: Aspergillus bombycis
Lineage: Eukaryota; Fungi; Ascomycota; Eurotiomycetes; Eurotiales; Aspergillaceae
Exons: 3
Coding region: 1-921 (306 amino acids)
Source: RefSeq, a predicted model, not a curated record
AUGGCUUACUUACCACGAAAAUGGCGCAAACAUAACCUUUUUUAUAUUCUGAUGGCUAUUGAGCUUCCCAUUACUAUUGUCAUUCUCACAUUCACUGGAAUUGCUUCCCAUGAUCUAUACCGGACCAAAUUAUGGCAAGAUGGAGCAGAUAAUGGCUUCAACAGUUCUCCCGAUGAGAUUCUCUAUGCUGCCGCGAAUUAUAGGCCCUAUAAAGUUCCUAUGGUCUGGGGCUCUUUCAUAACGAAUUACAAUCUAGUCCUUGGUGUUUUGAGCACUUUCAUUUUGAUAACCAAACUCCCUCUCCAUAUCCUACGGAUAUUUUACCCGCCUUUGUCAGUGUUCGUCCACGUGGGACUGUUCAUAGUAUAUAUCGUGUCGGCCAGUUAUCAAGCUGGUUCUGACAAGUCGGAUCCUAAGCAUCUACAAUCAGGCCCGCCAUGGUAUCUUACGAAGUCAUGCAGCGUUGCUUCGAAUAAAGAUAAUAUCGGAUAUUGCCGACAAGCCAAGGCGCUCUUUGGGUUUAGUAUCAUUAUCAUUGUUCUUUAUUUUGUCGAAAUUAUCGUGAGCGCCCACUCCUGCUUCUUGACCGAGGAUGAAAAGGCAGAGCGCGACGAACGCCGUGAAGAAAAGAGAACCAUGAAGGAGUACGAAGAUAUGGUUCUCAAGACCCCCCGAACGUUCCCCAUGAUGAGUCCCGCGCUGCCUUCAGGGAGUGCUACGCAGAUGAUGCCUACCAUGUCGUCACGAAGCCCUGACUUCAGUACCUUCGGGAAUGGAUCGUCAGACCUUCCGCUCCGGGACCAUUUCAGCACACCAAACCCUCGUCCACCAACACAGCAAGAGUCAUCGGAAACCUUGGCACCGGGAAAUCAACCUCAGAUGUACUUUCCGCCACCUCCUAAGAAGGCGGCCAAGGUGUGA